AUGUCAAUUGAAGAAGAUAUAUUAGAUAAACAAGAUUAUGUAUCUCAAUCAAGUUUACAUUAUUUAUUACAAGAAUUAGUACCUACUUCAAUUAGAAUUAGUGAAAAGUUAAUAAACACAACCACUACUACAAUAGAUACCAGAGAAUUUCAAACAAGAAUAGAUACUCAAUUAUCAUCAAUUCAUAAUGAUUUACCAGGGACAAUAAAUGUACUUAAUUCAAAUUUAAUUAAUUCAGAUGAUGUUUCUAUUCGAAUAGAAUCAUUUGGUUAUCAAUUGGGUAUUAAAUUGUCAGAGAUUUUAUUAUUUAAAAAUAAUCAAUCUAAAAUUAUUGAUAUACUUGAUAUAAUGAAGUUUGUAUGUAGAGAUGUUUGGAAAUCAUUAUAUAAUAAGCAAAUGGAUAAUCUACGAACAAAUCAUCGAGGUACUUUUGUACUCGUUGAUUCAAAUUAUAGAGUAAUUUCCCAUUUAAAUUCAAGUAAAGGGAUGAAAGAUACAUUAAUGAAGUCAAGAAUAUAUUUAUGGUUUCCAUGUGGUAUUAUAAAAGGUAUCUUACUGUCAUUUGGUAUAGAAAGUAAUGUAACAGCAGAUGUUAAUAAUUAUCCAUCAGUUAUUUUUAACAUUCAAACAAAUAUAAAUAAUUAGAAAAAAAUAUAUAACUGUGAUGCCACAACCACCUUCUAUUCUACGUAUUAAAAGGAAACGAAAUCAAGAUCCAUUACAAGCUUUAAUAUUAGAAGAUAAACAAUCAAUUAAAAGAUCAAAACCAUCAACACCAUUAACAACACCAACAAAAUCAAGAUCAAUUGAAAAUUUUAAUAAUUAUGUUUUUAAAUUACAAAGAACAGAUGAUAAAGUGAAUAUUCAAGAUGAAUCAAUUAUAAAUAGUAUUCUUAAAGAAUCAAAUGGUAAUAAUUUCAUUAUACCAAAAAAUCAGAUUGAACAAGAUACUACUAUUCCUCAUGAAUUAUCAGAUAUGGUUCAAUCUUAUUUAUCUUUUGAUAAAAAUUCACCACCAAGGAGGAAAAGAAGUAGUAGGAAAAGUUUUAGUGAGGAUAAAAAACAACCAAUUUUAGAUGAUUAUGUUUAUGAUGUUUAUAUUAUGGAUACUAAUGAACCAUUAACUAGUGCAAAUCAUCCGUCAAGUCAAAUUGGGUAUAUAAAAUUCUUUGAUGAGACUAGUAAUGAAUUAAUUAAUAAUGAUGACGAUGAAAAAGAUGAUGAACGAGUUUUAACUGAUGAUGAAGAUUCAAAUGCUGAAUCAUUUUAUCAAAAUGAUUAUCCAAGUGAUGAAGAUGCUGGGGGGUUAGAAGAUCCAGUGGAAUUUGAGGGAGAGACUGAAGAUGAUGGAUAUGUUCCUUAUGAUGGAACAGGUUUAAAAGGAGAUGAAUAUUAUGAUUAUGGAGAAUUGGAAAAUUAUGAAGAAGAUGAUUAUUUUGAAGAUGAUAACUAUAAUAGGAACCAGUUUUUCGAUACUGAUAAAGAUGAUCCAAUUGCAAUUCAUAGGGAUAAAAUAUUCAAUAAAUUGAAAAAUAUGAUUAAUGAAGAUGAAUAA
Molecule: messenger RNA, 1555 nt
Organism: Insectozyma verbasci
Lineage: Eukaryota; Fungi; Ascomycota; Pichiomycetes; Serinales; Debaryomycetaceae
Source: the annotation of a GenBank genome assembly